AUGCAAUGAGAUGCAAACCGUGUUUUGCUUCUUGGGCAUUUCAAAUCCUAAUCUGAUUUGGGCACCAGAGAGAAGCAGAGCGGGGAGAGGAGCACCCAUUUCUUAACUCUCCCCUCCUCCCCCCGAGCCACAGGAAAAACACACACACACACACACACACACACACACACACACGCUGAGGAAAAGCAGCAUGCAAGACUAGGCCGCAAGUCAUUAGUUCUUGCUGGGCAAGCAGUGACAAAGGACUGAGGGAGAAGCCUGCAUGGGUGCCUGGAGAGCAUCCACAGGAAUUGGAGCCGAGCAGGAGGCUCUCCUUUAACCUGAUUUUUUUUUUUUUUUCCUGUGUGGGGAAGGAAGUAGCUCCUGUCAGAGCCGAGUCGGCCUAGACAGCAGCCAGUGGAGCAGCCGCACUUCCUUGUGCGGAUGAUCUGAUUGAGUGUUUUGGAUGCGAGCAGAAGCCGCGGGCGGUCCGGUCCGCGACGCCUUCCCCCGCCGCAGCAGCAUCUGCAGUCGGCGGCGUCUAGACGAGAGAGAAGAAGAAGAUAGAAGCCCGCGAUCAGACGAAAAGUGACGCUAGCGUGCGCGCGCGCGCGUGUGUGUGUCUAACAUCCUCACAAUGCCGCCUGCGCCUCGGAGAGGGUCGCUGCGGAGCGGGAGAGCCGCGCUCUUGGUCUCACAUGGAAGGAGGAUCCGACGCGAUUAAAUCAAAAGCGGCUGCCUUCUUCGGCUAGAAGAGCCAAAGACAGCCGCUCCGCUGUUUGUGUUCAGGUUGCUUGGACUGCAGCGCUUCUCCUUUCGGACGGAGCAGCACAAAGACGCCGAACCGACGGAGGACAACGGCGGCGUUAGAAUCCAGAGGAAUGCCGAAGUAAAAGUUGCCCUACUGACUCCGCACUGUUUCCAGGUCAUAGUGGAGUGGGCGGAGACUGAGCUACUCUCCUUUUUACAACCAAACGGCCUCUUUUUUUUUUUUUUUACUGCUAAAACGCUCUGUGUCCCGCUGGCAGCGGUCCUUGUUUAGCCUGCUGCCUCCCUCCCACUAGUUCGCCUCAUAUUUAGCUCGAACUAGUUCCUAAAUGAAGACAGAGGGCAGCUGAGGAGGUAAAAGCAAGCCGGGUCAGAGGGGGGGAGGAGAACCCACACCGCCGUCCGGACUCUGGGCUUUUAUGAGCGCAUCCAGAAACCUCGGCUGCCUGGCCCCGUUUUCUUCCGCGCUGCCUCGGUAACCAAGCGAUGGCCAUGGUGAGUGGGGGCUGGGGAGAUCCCAACGGGGGCACCAACGGGCUGGGGGACAAGGGCUACCUGCGGGGGGAGGAGGAGGACGGCUCUCCGCAAGCAGGGGGCAGCGACAUGGAGGCCGGGGACGAGGACAAGGCCUGCGUGGUGGACUGCGUGGUGUGCGGGGACAAGUCCAGCGGCAAACACUACGGCGUGUUCACCUGCGAGGGUUGCAAGAGUUUCUUCAAGAGGAGCGUCAGGCGCAACCUCAGCUACACAUGCAGGUCCAACAGGGAGUGUCAGAUUGACCAGCACCACAGGAACCAGUGCCAGUACUGCCGUCUGAAGAAGUGCUUCCGUGUCGGCAUGAGAAAAGAAGCAGUUCAACGCGGGCGGAUCCCACCUCAGCCGAGCCUCAGUCCCUCCAUCACGCCCAUCGGCGGCGGCAGUGGCAUCGGCGGCGGCGAGUUCUACAGUACCAACAACGGAGGAGGCGGCGGCGGGGGCCAGCCGGUGUCGGAGCUCAUAUCCCAGCUGUUACGAGCCGAGCCGUACCCCAACAGUCGCUAUGGGCACCAGUACAACCAGCAGGCCGGGCCGGACAAUGCCAUGGGCAUAGAUAACAUCUGUGAGCUGGCCGCCCGCUUGCUUUUCAGCACCGUGGAGUGGGCCAGAAACAUCCCAUAUUUCCCCGAGCUGCCUGUGUCAGACCAGGUGGCGCUGCUGAGGCUGAGCUGGAGCGAGCUUUUCAUCCUCAACGCGGCUCAGUCGUCUCUGCCGCUGCACAUGGCGCCCCUGCUGGCUGCAGCGGGCUUCCACUCUUCGCCCAUGUCCGCCGAGCGCGUGGUGUCCUUCAUGGACCAGGUGAGGAUGUUCCAGGACCAGGUGGAGAAGCUGAUGAGGCUGCAGGUGGACUCCGCCGAGUACAGCUGCCUCAAGGCCAUCGCACUGUUCUCACCAGAUGCCUGCGGUCUAACGGACCCGGUCCACGUGGAGUCCCUGCAGGAGAAGGCUCAGGUGGCUCUGACAGAGUACGAGCGCAUGCAGUACCCGAGUCAGCCUCAGCGCUUCGGCCGCCUGCUCCUGCGCCUGCCCGCCCUGCGCGCCGUCCCGGCCAACCUCAUCUCGCAGCUCUUUUUCAUGCGCCUGGUCGGAAAGACCCCCAUCGAGACGCUGAUCCGCGACAUGCAGCUCUCCGGAAGCUCCAUCAGCUGGCCGUAUGUCCCGGGACAGUAGCUCCGUGACGGGCGAGGUCUCCGUCUGGGAUUAGUGACGACACGGACCCGCAGGAAACCUCCUGACUCAUCACUAUCCAUCUGUGUGGUUGUGGCGUUGCAGUGCCAGCUGGCUGUCAUACGUGCUGUACUGUAACCGCUCAAUUCCCCCUCAUGAAACAGGCUCUGGCCCCCCUACUCCGGCCCCUGGAGAAGAGAGCAGCCCGUGCCAGGCUGGGGCCCUCUGUUUGCCAACCCGGUCCCUCUUGUGCCAGAAAGCAGCUCCUCAUGCUGGGCUCCAGUAUGGCCAUCACAGCCUGCAUGUCAUGUUGACUAAACUCAGCCUCAUGUAGAGGGCAGCAGCACCCUGCUACAGUUCCAUGUAGAGGACAAAAGUGUCCCGUCACCGAGCGCCAGUGGAAGCAUUUUUCCUCCACACUCCAUACUGUGUAUCACGGCAGGAUUGGGUUUAACUGAAGCAGACCGGAGCUGCUUCAACUCGUGAAUUCACUGGGUUCUGCCUCAGCGCCGCAAAGGAAGGAACCAGAUGGAAUAAGACUAAGGAAAAUCACCAAAGUUUAUCAUGUCAUCCUCAGAUUGUUGUUAAAAUGAACCGAUAAGACACGAGUGGGAGGAGCAGAGAAGCGAGUGGGGGGGGGGCACAGUGCUCUGAAGCUGACUGACUGGCCUCACUGCUGCUCCACUUUAAGAAUACUAAAAAACUGACGGCUCCAAUGGGAACAGACUAAUACCUCAUGAGACAUCAGAAUGCUUUAGCCCGAUGUUCCCUCAACGGGAACCUCUAAGAUUUGUUCACCAGGAACCGCCUUCUUUUUGACAACUGCCUUGUUAUCAAGGACGAUGAAUUUGGGGCUCCGUGUGGCCUAGGAGCUUAUUGUCUUGUACCCGUUGUCCUUUUUGAAAAUUCGUUUUGAAAGUCCCUGUAUGGUUUACUCUGCUUUGUUUGGAUAUGUGUUUUUUAUUUAGUUUUUUUUUUUUUUUUCUUAAAUGAGAUAUUCGAGGCCGACAUGGAAACUGGAUCUAAUCGUGUCAAAUGAAUAAUAAUUAGGAGAUCAAAGAUUUUACCUGUGAUUAAAAGCCAGUUUACGUCCCUUCAAUAACUGCUUUGCAAAAGUAUUCACGACACUUGAUGUUUUUCAUACUAAAUGUGUUUUGUUGGAGCUUUCUGUGAUGGAUCAAUGAAGUGGAAGAAAAGAGAGACGGCGUCUUCACAUGUGAAAUAAAGAUUCCAGCUGGGAUGUCUCUCCUAGCUUUGCACAUCUAGAAUCAACAUUUUAGCCCAUUCAUCUUUGCCAACUUGCUCAUGCUCAGCUGCGUCGGCUUGUUCUACUGCUAAAGGUUCUCGCUUAGACCCGGGUGUGGGCGUUGGCGCUGAAGGCUGCUGCCUGACUCUGGGCCAUUCUAACACACAGGUCUCAGAUGUAUAAUUAGGGUCAUCACCUUCCCGGUGUUGACCUGUAUGUUGCUCCGUCCACCUUCCUAUUGACUCUCACCAUUGUCCCUCAGCCUGAUGCAGCCACUACCAUGUUUCAUGGUGGAGAUCUAUGCUUGGACCCCACAAAGGUAUUUUUAUUUUUUGGUUUCCUUUCUUCCCACUGUUCAAUAAAAGCCAGAUAUGAGUUAAACGGUGAGACCUUAGAGCAUGGGGUAUUGUUUUCUAACUCCUCACCUGUCUGCUGUGUUCCUUGGCCUCCAUGAAGCUAUUUGCAUUCUGGAUUUCUCUAACAAACCCUCUGAGGCCAGAAAUGGAACGGCCCCAGUUAUACCGGGAUUAGAUCCCACACAGGUGGACUCGAAUCAGGUCACUUCUGAGGGUUGGGAUGGAUUUUUUUUAAUUCAGGUGUAUCAGAGUUAAGGGGCUGGUAGGAAAUGCAUGACCCACUUCUCAGAUUUUCA
Fundulus heteroclitus (mummichog) is the source of this 4349-nucleotide messenger RNA. RefSeq names its product nuclear receptor subfamily 2, group F, member 6a (gene nr2f6a). The record is from RefSeq and is a predicted model, not a curated record. Gene Ontology annotation, biological process: anatomical structure development; cell differentiation; negative regulation of transcription by RNA polymerase II. NCBI's taxonomy places the organism in Eukaryota, Metazoa, Chordata, Actinopteri, Cyprinodontiformes, Fundulidae. The transcript is spliced from 6 exons. The coding region runs from base 1234 to 2454 and encodes 406 amino acids. Gene Ontology annotation, molecular function: RNA polymerase II cis-regulatory region sequence-specific DNA binding; nuclear receptor activity; zinc ion binding.